CAGAGUAUAAAUAUCCAGAAAGUUAGGCUUUACGGAAGGCCUAAAAUCAACCCAAAUUAAAGAAAAAUAACUUAUUAGCGUUUCUAUGAACCGAAAUAAUCUUAUAACAUCGAAAACGUUCAGCAAUAAAGUUCUGUGACGUUUGUAGCAAGCCGUUCGCCAAACCCGAUUUAAAACGUACAAAACGUUUCUGUACAAGAACAACGUUGCGACAGGAUUGAGGUUGCAGUCUGAAAUUCUGAGGACUAGUAAGAAUAUACACAAACAGAAAAUAUCAGGAGAGAGAAUAGAUUGACAUUGAACAUUCCAUACAAUGUCCUCUUUACAUUUACAAACUGCACUUGACCCAAAAGAUGAUGACUUCUUAAGGUUGUACAGGACAGUUCCACGAGGAUCAUCACGGAGCCUUAUAACUCCUUCUUUCAUGGAAGCCCUCUCAGACAUGGACGAAUCAAUGCUGAAGAGUCCCCGUGUAGAAAGGGAAAAUCCUUUGGCAGAUUUUGCUAUAAGUGUCAGACUUUUUAAUGAGUCUCUUGUAAGUGAUCAAUGUAUAUCGAAAGAGGACAUUAUGAAAAGGGCAAAGGAAUUCUCCCCGAGUUUGAAUAAAAAGAUGAAAGCCAUUGAAGACCACUUUGGUCGUGCAGGUGAGCUAGAAGAGGCGAUGGCGACGAUUAAUACAAGCUUUGAAAAAUACAUGUCGGGUGAGUUUGAGGUUAUUGGACCUAGAGACUACGAAGAAAAGUUGAUGGUCAGGAAAGGUAAGGAUGGCUGGAAGCAGACCUCCAAGUCAUGAACUUUAUGGAUGAGAUGCAGGUGAAACAGAUUCAAAACAAAAUCGGAAGUGUGGUGAAGAUUUUGGAAGAUUUUCAUUUAGGAGAAAUAACUAUGAUUAUUUUAUAUACCAGAUUUUUAUUGUCAGUCUUAAAUUGAGGUAAGAAGAUUUAUAUUUUAUAAAUAUAUAUAUACACAUAUAUAUGUUUUAAAAAAUAUUAAUGGUAGAUUAUAAGGUUAGCAGAUAAUGAACAUUAAAAUUAUCAACUUUU
Molecule: messenger RNA, 1043 nt
Organism: Penaeus indicus
Lineage: Eukaryota; Metazoa; Arthropoda; Malacostraca; Decapoda; Penaeidae
Exons: 2
Coding region: 314-793 (159 amino acids)
Source: RefSeq, a predicted model, not a curated record